AUGAUAUGGGCUGGAGGAGGGUUAACAUUCUUGUUAAACCUUGGAUACAGGUGGUUUUCAGUCACGAUGGGCACGGGCAUCGUGUCAAUCCUACUAAAUACCCUACCCUAUAACGGCGAAUGGCUCUACUGGAUCUCUGUUGUGAUCUUCGCCUUCAACAUUCUUCUCUUCGCGAUAGGAUGUAUCAUCACCGUCCUCCGGUACUCGUUGUACCCGGAGAUUUUCACUGUGAUGAUUACCCAUCCGGUUCAGUCUAUGUUCCUCGGGACAUUUCCAAUGGGCUUUGCCACUAUCGUCAAUAUGUUUUGCUUCGUCUGCGUCCCAGCUUGGGGUGAAUGGGCCAAGAACUGCGCCUGGGGAAUGUGGAUAUUUGAUGCCGUCCUCUCUGUCAUUACCGCUCUCUCACUGCCAUUUUUAUUGAUGGCCCAUGGAGGCGAAACGCAACUCUCCUCCAUGACUGCGGUUUGGCUCCUCCCCAUUGUCAGCUGUGUCGUUGCCGGAUCAUCCGGCGGCAUUGUGGCGGGUGUUCUCUCCAAUCCGCAGCAUGCGCUCUGGACUGUGAUCGUUUCAUAUGUCCUGUGGGGAAUUGGACUUCCACUGGCCAUGAUGGUCAUGGUGAUCUACCUACAGCGACUGACUCUGCAUAAGAUUCCGCCCAAGGCGGUGAUCGUCAGCGUUUUCUUGCCUCUAGGCCCAUUAAGCCAAGGCGGUUUUGGGAUUUUGAAACUGGGUAAAGCGGCGCAGACCAUUUUCCCUCAAACGCACACACUUCAGGCAUCAUCGGGCGACGUCUUCUACACGGUAGGUUUCCUGAUCGCUUUGAUUCUCUGGGCCUUCGCACUUGUCUGGCUGUUCUUCGCUUUAGCAUCCAUUGUUCGAUGCAAGAGCUUUCCAUUCAACAUCGGAUGGUGGGGGUUCACCUUUCCCCUGGGCGUCUUCGCCACCUGUACCUGUGAAAUGGGCACAGAGUUGCCGUCGGAGUUUUUUAAAAUUCUCGGGACGAUUGUCUCGCUUUGUGUGGUUGUGUUAUGGGUUGUUGUGAGCGUUGGGACGCUCAAGGGAGUGGUAUCCGGACAGUUAUUUGUUGCGCCGUGUUUGGCGAACCUGAAAAUCAAAGAGGAGGACAAAGACACGACUAAGGCUGCAUAG
Aspergillus pseudotamarii is the source of this 1149-nucleotide messenger RNA. Its product is annotated as TDT family transporter. The record is from RefSeq and is a predicted model, not a curated record. Gene Ontology annotation, molecular function: sulfite transmembrane transporter activity. NCBI's taxonomy places the organism in Eukaryota, Fungi, Ascomycota, Eurotiomycetes, Eurotiales, Aspergillaceae. Gene Ontology annotation, biological process: transmembrane transport; sulfite transmembrane transport. Bases 1 to 1149 code for a protein of 382 amino acids. The transcript has 5 exons. Gene Ontology annotation, cellular component: plasma membrane.